AUGGCUCCCAUUGAGACCGACAAGGCGCUGUUCACCAAUGAGGGACUGUACCACCGCAAAGAAGCUGCAUGUGCCACCAGUACCACCAGUCAAGACGACGCGGCGACGUACACGUGGCAGGACGUAGCCAAACACAACACAGCUGCGAGCGCGUGGGUCAUUAUCCGCGGUGUGGUCUACGACGUCACAGAAUGGGCCGACCGCCACCCUGGUGGCCGCGAGCUCGUGCUGCUCCACUCUGGACGCGAGUGCACGAACACGUUCGACUCGUACCAUCCGUUUUCCGACCGGGCGGACAAGAUCUUGGCCAAGUACGCGAUCGGAAAGCUCGUGGGCGGCGCCGAGUUCCCGACGUACAAGCCCGACACGGGCUUCUACAAGGAGUGCUGUGACCGCGUGAAGCAGUACUUUCACGACAACGAGCUCGACCCGCGGAACCCGUACUCGGGGCUCUGGCGCAUGGUAUGUGUAGCAGUCGUGGGCGCGAUUGCCCUUGUGGGCAUGAACCAGCAGCUAUCCGACAACAGCCAUGCCCACUACGCUUGGGCGGCUGUCUUUGGCGUGUGCCAGGCACUGCCGCUGUUGCACGUGAUGCACGACGCAUCGCACGCUGCUAUCACGAGCAGUCCCACGGGCUGGACCCUGAUUGGACGUCUUGCGAUGGACUGGGUCGUUGGCGCCAACAUGGUGUCGUGGCUCAACCAGCACGUGGUUGGCCACCACAUUUACACGAACGUCCCUGGAGCCGACCCUGACCUUCCAGUGGACUUUCAGAGCGACGUGCGUCGAAUUGUCCACCGCCAAGUCGUGCUGCCGAUCUACAAGUUCCAGCAUCUGUACCUGCCACCACUCUACGGCGUGCUCGGUCUCAAGUUCCGCGUGCAGGACAUUUUCGAGACGUUCAUCUCGCUCAAAAACGGUCCACUGCGCGUGAACCCACACUCGGUUGGCGACUGGGCAGAGCUGGUCCUGUCGAAAGCGUUUUGGGCGUUGUACCGCCUGUACGUCCCGCUGGUGGUGCUGCAGGUUGACCCUGCUCGCUUUUGGGGCGUCUUUUUCGUGGCCGAGUUCGUGACCGGCUGGUACCUGGCGUUGAAUUUCCAAGUGAGCCACGUGUCGACGGCGUGUGAGUAUCCGGGGGACGAGAACGACGGCGUUACGGCCAUCGACGAUGAGUGGGCGAUUUCGCAGGUGAAGUCGUCCGUGGACUACGCGCACGGGUCGCCCGUCACGGCGUUCCUCACUGGUGCACUCAACUACCAGGUGACACACCAUUUGUUCCCAGGUGUUUCGCAGUAUCACUACCCGGCCAUUGCGCCGAUCAUUAUGGACGUGUGCAAGAAGUACAACAUCAAGUACACAGUACUGUCGACGUUCAGAGAAGCGCUCGCUGGGCACUUGGACCACCUCGUCGUCAUGGGCAAGAUGGGCAAGCGCGUACCGAUCCACAUGGGUUGA
Molecule: messenger RNA, 1458 nt
Organism: Hyaloperonospora brassicae
Lineage: Eukaryota; Oomycota; Peronosporomycetes; Peronosporales; Peronosporaceae
Source: the annotation of a GenBank genome assembly